Messenger RNA from Siniperca chuatsi (mandarin fish), 1703 nucleotides. RefSeq names its product glycylpeptide N-tetradecanoyltransferase 1-like. Gene Ontology annotation, cellular component: cytoplasm. Gene Ontology annotation, biological process: N-terminal peptidyl-glycine N-myristoylation. Gene Ontology annotation, molecular function: glycylpeptide N-tetradecanoyltransferase activity. The transcript is spliced from 11 exons. The coding region runs from base 137 to 1519 and encodes 460 amino acids. Lineage: Eukaryota; Metazoa; Chordata; Actinopteri; Centrarchiformes; Sinipercidae. The record is from RefSeq and is a predicted model, not a curated record.
CAAAUAUGUAAGAAAACACCCCAAAUCACCCUCGGCUUCAAGGACUUGUAUAACAGUGUUUUCAGUUCUCUGUUAUUUCAGUCGGUAAAAAGUUCAUUCAGUACAACUGACCCUUACAAUACAGGAACGUCAGUGCAUGAAAAUGUCUUUCAGUCAUAAGAAGCUGACAGAGGACGAGAGUGACAGUCUAAAAAGGAGCAAAAAGAAGCAAAAGAAGGACGAUGCCUGGAGACCAAAGGGACCCAGGGACCCAUUUGCUAUGCUGGACUCGCUUCCUGAGAAGAAGCAGCAGGAGAUCCAGAAAGCCCUCCACCUCUUCUCCUUGGGCCCAAGUCUGCCUAAGACCCUGCAGCAGGCCAAAAAACACACAUACCGUUUCUGGGACACACAGCCUGUCCCCAGACUGGGUGACAGUACUGGGACUCAUGGUCCAAUAGCAGAGGGUGAAGCCAGUGCCCGUGAGGAGCCCUACUCUCUUCCUCAAGGUUUCUCCUGGGACACUCUGGACCUGAGCAGCCCUACGGUGUUGAGAGAGCUGUGCACUCUACUAAAUGAGAAUUACAUGGAAGAGGAUGACAACACCAUCAGAUUUGACUUCUCUCUGGAGUAUCUGCAAUGGGCUUUACAACCUCCUAACUGGCUGGCCCAGUGGCACUGUGGUGUGCGAGUAGACACCAAUAACAAGUUAGUCGGCUUCAUUGCUGCUGUUCCUGCAGAUGUCCGCAUAUAUGAGAUGGAGAAGCAGAUGGUGCAGGUUAAAUUCCUGUGUGUUCACAAGAAGCUGCGCCUCAAGCGAAUGACUCCAGUUUUGAUCAGAGAGCUCACCAGACGGGUCAACCAGCAGGGCCUCUACCAGGCUGUCUACACAGCUGACAUAGUGCUGCCCACACCACUAAGCUCCUGCAGGUACUGGCAUCGCCCUCUGAAUCUCCGAAAGCUGACGGAGGUGAGCUACCCAGGUCUGAGACAGAACAUGAUGAACCUGCAGAGAGCGCUCAAAUUCAACCGUCUGCCUGAGGUGACAAAGACACCAGGUCUGCGCCCUGUGACUAAAGAAGAUGUUGCGGGGAUAUGGUCUCUGCUCCAGGCAAAUCUACGCAGGUUUCACCUCAGCCCCAUCUUGUCUAUGCAGGAAGUAGAGCACUGGCUGUUGCCAAGGGAGAAUGUGAUUGACACCUAUGUUGUGGAGGGUGAUGAUGGGACGCUGACAGACGUGGUGAGCUUCUACAGCGUCUCCUCCAGGGUGCUGAAUCACCCGGUCCACACUGGCCUGAGAGCAGCUCAUCUCCUUUACAUUGCCUCUACUGCCACUGAUCCGGUCAACCUCAUGGAGGACACACUGGUCCUGGCUAAAUCUAAAGGUUUUGACAUCUUCUCUGCUCUCGACGUGAUGGAUAACAAGAGUUUCCUGGAGAAGCUCAAGUUCAGCAUGAAUGACACGAGCCUUCAUUACUACCUCUACAACUGGAUGUGUCCUAAUGUGAGCCCAGACAAGGUGGGUUUGGUGUUACCCAACUAACCUGCCACUGAAAGAAGUGGUGAAGAGUGGUGAAGAUGAAAGGACCAGAGUGAUUGGCAGGACAUCAAACUGCAUCACCAGCACCAAUUUGGGUUUAAAAUAUAAACUGACAAAUUGUAAAACACACACACACACUCACAAAUCAAUGAAAGAAAUAAAGAUAAAAAUUCCUGUUGUAAAUACA